Messenger RNA from Marasmius oreades (fairy-ring Marasmius), 4092 nucleotides. RefSeq lists its product as uncharacterized. The record is from RefSeq and is a predicted model, not a curated record. Lineage: Eukaryota; Fungi; Basidiomycota; Agaricomycetes; Agaricales; Marasmiaceae. Gene Ontology annotation, cellular component: cell tip; microtubule associated complex; spindle pole body. Gene Ontology annotation, biological process: nuclear migration involved in conjugation with cellular fusion; establishment of mitotic spindle orientation. The coding region runs from base 101 to 3889 and encodes 1262 amino acids. The transcript is spliced from 15 exons.
CUCUAAUACCACCGCCAACGUUGUCAACGGCGGUCGGCAUACCUUUGAUCACGCCAUAUGUUCCGCUAGCCUCAUUGUACAUUGUGAGCAUACUAGCAUAAUGAGCGCUUCAGAUCCCCCACUUGGAGCCAUCGUUGAAGGUCCUUUCGGCAAAGGAGUUGUUCGUUUUUCCGGGGCGACUCAGUUUAAGCCAGGCAAAUGGAUUGGCGUCGAGCUCUACGAAGAAAAGGGCAAGAACGAUGGAUCUAUCGACGGUGUUGCCUAUUUUACCUGUAGAAUGGGCUUUGGAGUGUUCGUUAGGGCCAGUCAAAUAAAGGCGGUUCUUGGCAAUGAGAGGGAUAGUUUACGAGCGCCAGCCCCUGGUGGUAAUGGGCCAAGCACUCCUGCUCGGAUAGCGCCUCGCCCUUCUUUAGGACACAAAAGAACGGGCAGCAGUUCUGGUUUGCUUCGAGCGAAUUCGACUACUGUACGCACCGCUUCACCCUCAUCCUCUUCAGCUCGUUCCGUCAGCCCCGCGAAACCGUCUGCGAGUCCAGCGCCGCAGUCGACACGCCUUGGAAGGCUGGGACAAUCAUCUCCGACAAAGAAGUCACCUUCCAUAUCACUGCAUAAGCCAAGAGGUUCUAUAUCACUUCGUCAAUCUCCUCUUCAGCAGGACACACCCUCCUUAUCAGAGUCGCCUGUCAUUUCUUCUGCUCCCAAUGGUACUCGUGCACCGCGUGUCUCCUCACCACUUACGCUGUCAUCUCCGCUCCAAACAACGUCCCCCAGAGCUCCCACUUCGAGACCUCCAACCUCUCUCGGCCAAGCGGUUGCGACAAACCCGCACCCGCCACCUCAGAUAGCCCCUUCAGUUACAGCACCCCCUCUGAACGACACAGAACUACAGGAACUACGCGCCAAGAUACGCGUCUUGGAAGCGAAACGUGCCGAUGAUGCACAACGCAUUCGGGAGCUUGAAACGCGUCUUACAGAUGCCGAGGCAUUUGUAGCUUUACGACCAAAGCUACAAGCCAAGCUCAACUCCCAGCAGACUGAACUCAUUGCAACUCGCCGAGAGCUCGCAGACGCUCAACAACUAUCUCAGCUUGCCGAGACCAGGAUACUAGAUACUCAGGAACAACUUGAGAUGGCGAUGUUGGAUAAGGAAGUCGCUGAAGAGAAAGCUGAAAUAGCUGAAGCUGAGGUCGAGGACUUGAAGGAAAAAUUAGCCAUUGUUGAGGUCGAAUUGGAGGUAUUGAAAGAAGAACAGGAAGGAAUAGAGGAAAGGGUGGUGAAUGCGCCGGAGAAGGGGUCACUAGCAUAUAUACAGCUCGAGAAACAAAAUGAGCGGCUCAAAGAGGCUCUGAUUAAGCUACGUGAUAUGACCCAGGAAACGGACCAGGAUCAACGGCGCCGGAUAGCGGAAAUGGGGAGGGACAUGGAAGGACUGGAUGACCUGCAAUCCCAAUACGACUCGACCCUCAUCAAACUCGCCAAUGCAGAGACUCAAGUUGAAGACCUCAAGUUACAAUUGGACGACGCCCUUGGGGCCGAAGAUUUGCUUGUGCAGUUGACUGAGAGGAAUCUCAUGCUCGGAGAGAAAAUCGAAGAAAUGCGAAUCACUAUUGAGGACCUCGAGGCGCUCAAAGAACUCAGUGAUGAACUGGAAGAGAACCAUAUUGAAACUGAGAAACAGCUGCAUGAAGAUAUCGAGACCAGAGAAACUCAGAUACGCGAACAACAGCAUAAAAUCGAGUCCCUCGAAGAGUCGUGUCAGGACUACGAGAACACAAUUUCCCAGUUCAGAGAUUUGGUGGUUCAGCUACAAAAUGAACUUGAAUCUCUCCGCACUCGAACGCAAACGGCUCAAAACGAAUCAGCAACAGCAGCAUCCCAGACAGCACAGAUGAUGUACCUCAACUUGAAGCUUCAAUCUUCAGCAUCCAAGAAUCAAGCUCGCAACAUCGAGUUAGAGAUCAAGAGAAUCGAAGCCAAGGAGAGGGGUGAUUUACUUUCAAUCGUUCAGCCGUACCUUCCUCAACUAUACCUCGAAUCUGAUAGCGAUGCUACCAGCUGCUACCUGUAUUUCCAACGUCUGGCAAGCAAAGCUGAUCUCCUCAAUAACACCCUUGCUCAAACCCAUGGUUUACCCGAUUCACUUGACGGUCCUGUGUCUGAUGUGGUCGUCGGUAUUUGUGAUAUGCGCGGACGCAUAUCCAGUCUUUCCAUACUGUGCAAACGGUUCGCUGCCAUCCUGCGGAAAUGCGACGUCGAAAGAUUCUUGGACGUCGGAAAGAUAUACCAGGAGAUUGCGCCAUUGGAGAAGAGAAUCGAUAUACAUAUCGACUUGCUGAGAAGGGAUGAGUUCCGUGAGGGAGAAUGUGUCAGCGAUGUUGUCAAGAUAACAUCUCAAUUCAAUCAUCUCGCGGAAAUCUACUUCUCAGGGUUCAAGUUUGAUUUGGGCGAACGUGAACUGGGGUAUCUGGCUUCGUUCGAUCUGGACAUAGACACAUUCACUGCAUCUAUUGGACUUGCAAAGACAUCCGUGGAAACCAUCUUGAAGGAAGACGAUAUCGUCCUAGAUAUGGGUGGAUUCGACAUUGCUCCCGAGCUAUUGGAGCCUUUGAAAACGCUGCUGGACAAGAGCAAGAGUGUCAAAGCCACUUCUAGGAAAUUCGUGAAGCGAAUCGAAGACCUCAUUCAAGACUCGUCUGCUCUCAAAGAGCCCUUGAUAUCUCAUAUGGAGGGCCUGAGUAACAAAUGUCAAGAGUUGGUCAACUUCGGAAUCUCACUUGCGCAACAAACGUUGAAACACGUUGGAGACGCUCGAAGCGCCAAAUCACCAUUCCAGUUGACUACCAUCGUCGGAUUUGCUAAAGAACUCGCAAGCACUACGACAGGAAUCAACUACAAACCCGGAACUUUGUGGUGGGAAGCGGUCGGGGAUACUAUUACCCAACUUGUUAAAGAGGGAGGUAAACUGUUACCUACCGCUCUUGAAGCUGAGAAUGUUGUCAAGAUAAACGGUACGCCACCGUGGAUUUCGCGAGUCCAAGAAGUCAAAGCCAGUCUUGCUGUCAAUUUGGAAGCUGAAAGAAAGGUCGCUCAGCUCAAUGAUGAAAUUCAAGGUCUCGUGCGUAGUCUCAAGACCAAAGACCAGAACAUCCAAGAGUUGGGCGUCAAGAUCGAGUUGCAGGACAGACGGAUGGAGGGAGCCAAGAAACAAGGGGAUACUAUUGUCGACCUUGAGGCCGAGCUCGCGAAAGUCAGGAAGCAGGAGAAGGCUUACGAAGACGCUAUGGAACAACUUCAAGCCGAUUUGGAUGCCCUUGAACAAGAUAAUGCCAAGCUCAAGGCCGUGUCAGCCGCUCAAGAACGACAACCGACAGGCGCACAGAUAGCCGAGGCGGAACCUGUCAUUGAAAACCUUGAGCAGGCGCAUCUUGUGGAACUGAACGAGAGCCUUCGAAAUACUGUGCGCUUCCUGCGGACGGAGAACAUGUAUCUCAAAGGACACGACCUGCUUAAGGAAAUUGAAUCAUUACCACCCCUUCCGCUAAUCAAUCGAAUGCCCACCCCUGUAUUGGACCCUUCAGGUCUUUCGGAUACAGAUUCUGACGAGUCCGAUUCGGAAGGUCUAUCCAAACCCCCGCCGCCUCCACCUACUUUAAGAUCAUUAGCGACUGAAACCAAGCUAUUAUAUCGGGAUGUUAUUCAAUUCUCUUCAUCUUCCAAGGUCGUCGACCUUUCGGAAAUGAAUGCCAGGCGUAAAGCAGGGGGAAGGGUCUGGAUACCGAAGAAGAAGAUGCCAGCCCAGCAGGUUCUGGAGAGGAAGAUGGCGGCCGAGAGGUUAAGUAGACGGGUGAGAGGGUUACUGGAUAGAGCCAGUGGCAUAGGAGGAUUAUGAGCGGGAUUUUAUGGUCAGUUCUAUAUCUUUCUAGAUUUCUAAAGUUGUUUCUCGCUCGCUCUGUUUGGAUAUACCACCUCAUGAUAGGCUCAUUGAUACCAUGCUUAUCGCAUCCUCAUUAUCUAUAUGUAUGUAACUUCUCUAAUUAGCAUUACAUGUCCUUCGUGGAGGGAAAGAGUCGAGGGAUAGCUCUGAUAUGACCA